AUGAAAUUUUUCUAUUUUCAAGUGCCGUCUAAAUCUCUCAAUUCCACACACUAUCUCACACCCUCUUAUACUCUCACAAUAUUUCAAUACACAUACACAUAUUAUUCGAUUCGAAAAUGGCGGUGGAAUUUCACUCGUGUUGUGUCUGUGUGUGUUGAAAAAAAAGGAGCGAGCGAAUUGCGGCGAGAGAUAACGGCGAAUCGGGAGACGCAGAGUGACGAAAUUGAUUGUGAGUGAAGGAAGGCGAGGCGAGAUAGUGUGGGGGGUGGAGAGGCGCAGUGUUUUUUCGGGGGCCCCCGUUUUCCAUGUUUGUCUCGCCGCCUCUCACUGUUUCGCAGCCCCCUCGUUUCAUUUUUUGUCGCUUUUUUGAAUUAAAUGAGAGAAUUUUUUCUCAUAUUUCUAUUACUUAUCUAUUUUCUUGUUAAUUAUAGAAUAAUUUCAGCCAUGAAACCCGAAGAAGCGUCUGAAAAUGCGAUUGCGUCAAGCCUGGAAUUCGUCAAAAACCUGCUGACUCAAGCGGGAAUCGAUGUGAAUUCUACGGAUGGCAUGGAAUCUACGUCGGAUGGGGAGAAACCGGAAACUAUUUUGGAUAUGUUUAUCAGACAAUCUAUGGAAGUCGAGGUUGAGCAAGAACAACAAGAAGUUCAGGAGGAAGUUGAUGAUUUUCAAGUAGCCCAGGAGGCCUUGAAACUUUUUGCGAAGCCUGAGAAACGUAGGUCUAAUCCCUAUAUAGGCUUUCUUAAUUUUGAAGAAGAAUUUUCCAGAACCCCCCACCAAAAAGCCACCAAAAGAAGAAGACUACUUCGCCUCAAAUCUCGAAAAAAUCGCGGCCAACGUAAACGCGGCGAUCGCCAAAAUCCGCGACGACAACCUCAAGCAAACGCUCCCGGAAAACGAUAUCACACGGGAUGUUGAUCGUCUCCUCGAGGCCGCCAAUAAAGUGUAUGGUUUUCGAGUUUGGAGUGCGGCGGAGAAGAAGGAAUUUGAGAAGUUUUGCAAGAUUUUGCGAUUUCGAGGAACUCUUUCGAAUGAGGAGAAGGAGGAGUUGAAGAUGUUUUAUGCGAAAGCUUAUAAGUUGACUGGUAAGGGAGGGUUUUCAGGUUUUUUAAGCAUUUAUUCAUUCAGAAUGAUAUGCAUUUUGAUGACUUUACGUUAUCCAUAAGUGAUUUAGCGAGGUUUAGGCGAUACGUCGCUAAAUCACUUAUGGGUGACCUUAAGUCAUCAAAAUUUAUAUCAUUCUAUUCGUCUUAGACCAUUACAUCCUAUGAAUAAUCUUAAAAAACCUAAAAAAGACAUUUAGUCGAUAUCCAACUAUGUAUUUUUCUAGAUAUUGAAGGAACUUAUGGUGAGAGACGAAACGCGGUGCUCAAAUGCAACGAUGAAGCAUCCACCUCAUCAACAUCGCCAAAACUUGAGCUCGAACCCCUGGAACUCUUCGGAAAUAUGCUGAAAAACCAGCUUUGCCCGUCAAAAAAACGCGGGCGGCCCCCGAAAACCGAUCCGGCAGAUCUCUCUCCACUUUUUUCGACGAUUUCGGAUCAGCGACAAAAAGAGAAGAAUAUUUUGAGAAUUUUGAGCAAAGCGAAUGAUUUGAACGGGCAGAAGGGGAAGAUUUGGAGUCCGGCGGAGAUCAAAGAGUUUGAGAAGUUCUAUGAGAUUUUUAUUGGGAAACAGAGCUUUUCGGUGGAACAAUCUAAGGAGUUGAAUGAGUUUUAUAAGCGAGCCUACGGGGAAUUUGAUCCGUUUUUGAUUGCGAAAGAGGUUGAUGAGAGACAACAGGAGAAGAAGAAAUAUUGGCAGGAAUAUCGGAGGAAUUAUUAUUUGGCACGGAAAGCGCAGGGAAUCGUGCCAUCCGCGCGGAAAUCGCAACCAAAACAACAACAACAAGUGGUUCCGAAGGUCAAACAAGUGAAGGAGAAAGCGGCGAGCACUGCGGAAGAGAUUGCGGAGACUCGCAAGCGGAAGGCCGCGUAUUUACGCGAGUGGCGAACGCGUAAGGCGAAUGAGAAGAAGAUUAUGAGUAUGUUGGUGGAGGCGGCGGAAAAUGGGCAAAAUUGCGAAUAA
Messenger RNA from Caenorhabditis angaria, 2064 nucleotides. NCBI's taxonomy places the organism in Eukaryota, Metazoa, Nematoda, Chromadorea, Rhabditida, Rhabditidae. The record is from the annotation of a GenBank genome assembly.